This is a messenger RNA of Anolis sagrei ordinatus, 2986 nucleotides long. It is a transcript of the gene NPAS4, whose product is annotated as neuronal PAS domain protein 4. Gene Ontology annotation, biological process: regulation of transcription by RNA polymerase II. Lineage: Eukaryota; Metazoa; Chordata; Lepidosauria; Squamata; Anolidae. The record is from RefSeq and is a predicted model, not a curated record. Gene Ontology annotation, molecular function: RNA polymerase II transcription regulatory region sequence-specific DNA binding; protein dimerization activity; DNA-binding transcription factor activity, RNA polymerase II-specific.
UUAUAGUGUACGACAUAUUCUAUAUUUCCAAAACGAAAGCCAAAAGGCUACAAACGCUGCCAUUUUUGGAAUCAUCGGGUCAGAUAGGCCCAGGAAUAAUUGAGUCCCCGAAAUAUAUGUUGGGCAGUGUUAUGAAAGAAAGGAAAAACGGAGAGGGAAAAGAGCGGUGAGCAAAAAUAGAUGAACCUGGGCGAUGACAAGCCUUGUUUUGUAAGAAGGAAGGGGAGAGAGGGGAUCCCGGUGUGAUGAGAGUGUAUUUCUGUUCCUGGGAAGGAGGGGAGGGGAGACGCGGCUGCGUCCAGAUCUGAUAGGCCGCCUUCUCCUCUCUGCCGGCUUCAUCAUCUCCUUUCUUGGGCAGCCUCCUCCUCCUCGGCCCCCCUUUUCUCCUCCACGUCAUUGGGAUCCAGUGACGUCGGGUUCCCCCAAGCCCCAAAAAAGGGAGGGGAACCUCUCCCUCCAUUGAUCUGAAGCACAUCUUCCCUCCCCGCUUUCCUUAACAUGCCAGUGCCCACUCUUUCAGCAGCCUAUAAAAGAUGGGAGGCAAGCGUGGCUCUCCAACAGAUCCAACCGGCAUCCGAGAGAGACAGACAGAGAGACCGAGAGGAAGAGCGAGGCGACGAAGGGAGACGGAGGAGCGCUAGUCGCCAGAGCCUUUGGCAGCCGAGAUGUACCGGUCUACGAAAGGCGCCUCCAAGGCUCGGAGGGACCAGAUCAACGCCGAGAUCCGGAACCUGAAGGACCUGUUGCCCAUCGCCGAAGGGGACAAGCUCCGGCUGUCCUACCUGCACAUCAUGUCCUUGGCCUGCAUCUACACCCGCAAGUCCAUCUUCUUCUCCAAAGAUACCACUGCGGAGAGCCUGGAGAGCCUGCUCUCGCCACAAGAUUUGGAGGACUUCAUGCAGACGCUGCCGGGCUUCCUUUUGGCUUUCACCGGAGAAGGGAAACUCAUCUACGUCUCCGAGAAUGUGUCCGAGCACCUGGGGCACUCCAUGGUAGAUUUGGUGGCCCAAGGAGACAGUGUCUACGAUAUUAUCGACCCAGCGGAUCACUUUGUGAUGAGGAACCAGCUGGCAUUGCCGUCCCCUGUUGAUACUGAACGGCUCUUCCGAUGCCAUUUCAACACUUCCAAAACCAUCCGGCGCCAAAGCGCCGGCAACAAGCUGGUCCUGAUCUGCGGGAGGUUCCACCAGCCGCCGUUGGGCUCUUACUGGUCCACGAACCCGGUCUUCACCGCCUUCUGCACCCCGUUGGACCCCAAACCCAGGAUGGGCCAGAACUCCUUCUUCCUGUCUGCUUUCGAGAGCCGGCACACCAAAGACCUGGCCAUCGUGGACAUCUCUGAAAGUGUGGUUUUCCAUUUGGGUUUUGAGAAAAGCGAGCUCUUUUGCAAGUCCUGGUACAGCCUGAUCCACCCUGAAGACCUCAGCCACGCGUCUGCCCAGCAUUACCGACUGUUGGGCGACACAAGCGAAACGCAGGCCGAAAUGGUGAUCCGGCUCCAAACCAAAGACGGCGUGAACUGGAUAUGGAUCUAUUCGCUGCUCCGUCUGGAGAACGCCGACGUCCCCAUCACUUGCCACAACUAUAUCAUCAGUGAUGCCGAAGCCUGGUGCCUGAAGCAGCAACUCGCGGCCGAAGAGACCCAGGCAGCCUUUGCCCUCGGAAGCACGCCGGCCUUCUUGGAAGGCCUCCUUUCGCCAGGGCAACUCUCCAGCCCUGACCAAGUCUUCACCCCAGUGGCUGGCACCCCGACCAGUACUGUGACUGCUCCGUCUUUUGAGUUCGGCGGUCCUGAAUGCCCUCCGACGUUCGCGGAGACCUCGUCCGCCCUGCCUCCUGAAUCGACAGAGCCGGGAAAUAUCUCCUCCAUGGAGGAGGCCCCUCGCGGCUCCACUCUGAGCUUUUUCGGCAAAGGCCCGGCCUUCAGCUACAUCAUCUACGACCAGACGGCAAGGCGGGACACCCGCAGGUCCAAGGACUUCGCUUGCACCCCUCCUUACACGCCGCAUCAAGGGUCGGCCUUCUUAUUCGGAACCCAAGACCCGUUUGUUUCCGGUCCAGCUCCGGUGAUGACCGUCCCGGCGACGGUGGUGCCCACCACGACCGCCGUCGCCGCCACCACCACGUCCGAACUGUUCUUCCCCCAAGAACAAUGCAGUGUUCUCUAUGAGAAGUUACCGCCGACGCCGGACAGCCCCGGUAAUGGGGACUGUACCGUGAUGACUUUGCCCGAGAUCCGGGGUCCCCUGUAUAUCGACGUGCCCAUGGUACCCGAGGGGAUCCUGACGCCCGAGGCCUCGCCCGUCAAGCAGGCCUUCUUCAGAUAUUCUGAACAGGAGAAGAGCGAGAUCGAGCGCCUGGCGCGGCACAUCGGCAGCCUGGCCGAAGCGUUCAGCUCCGCCAAGGAAACCCCCGCCCCGAGCGCCCCGUCCGGACUGAGCCUCAAGGACUGGAGGAGCGUAGACUUCUCCUCCUUGCUGGUCCUCCACAACCUUGACGACGAUGACCUCCUCCUUGAGGAAGAGGACGUCGACGACGCCACCUUCGAGGCCCUCCUCCAAGACCUGUCCGCCUCUCUGUUCGAGAAAGGCGAGGCAGGCCUGCGGUGCCCACACCUCCACCCGUGCUGCAGCGGGAAAGUCGGCCCGGGCACCGAAGAGGGCCACCACCCGGGGGCUUUGGCUCCCUCGCCCAGCCAAGUGGACCGGCCUCCUCCGGAAGAGCCGUGCUUUCUGGAAGAGCUGGCCUCCUACGAAACAGCCUUUGAGACACGUGCCUCAAACUCUCCCUGUGACGGGUUCGAUGAGUUGUAUCAACUCCAGAGCCACAUGCCAGACGGCUUCCAUGAAGAUGGAAGCGAAAGUGACCCUUCGUUCUGAAAUAAGUCCGUGACUUACUUCUCUAAGUAUGGCAUAUUGUCAUAUCCAGUGGACCUUUUUUGUGUGUGUGUGUGUGCCGGAAAACAAAACUUCCAGAAGAAAUGUAU